Molecule: messenger RNA, 627 nt
Organism: Portunus trituberculatus (swimming crab)
Lineage: Eukaryota; Metazoa; Arthropoda; Malacostraca; Decapoda; Portunidae
Product: protein ZBED8-like
Exons: 2
Coding region: 1-627 (208 amino acids)
Source: RefSeq, a predicted model, not a curated record
AUGGCCUUCAGUACGUUUGAUGGCUUCCGCAGGUAUCAGAUGAUGUCAAAGAAACGAAGAUGGUAUGAAGAUAGUUAUUUGGACUACGGGUUCACAUAUCUUGUCAAGGACGGUGCACACAUCCCUCAGUGUGUUGUGUGUUUGAAAACCUUCUCUAAUAGCAUCAUGAAACCUUUCCAACUGAAGCAGCAUCUGGCAAAUGCUCAUCCACAGUUGAAAGAUAAGAAUCGUAGCUUUUUUGAGGUAAAGUUAUCCAGCUUGAAGAGGAUAAAGGUGGAUGCAUCUUGGACGUAUCAGCAAACCAACAUCAGCAUAGUGAAGGCUUCAUAUGUGAUUGCCCUUCUGGUUGCCAAGGCAAAGAAACCCCACACGAUCGGUGAAAGCCUUUUAAAACCAUAUAUCGUUGACAGUGUGAGGUUUGUGUUAGGAAAGGAGUCAUCACAGAAGAUGAAACAGAUCUCCUUGUCCUACAACAUCAUCAAGAACAGAAUUGCAGAAAUGUCUGAAGACAUUAAGGAAAAUGUGGUGUCAAAGAUAAUGUCAUCGCCCUUUUUUCCCUUCAAAUUGAUGAGUCUACGGAUGUUACCAACAUUGCAUAACUGCUUGUUUUUGCCGCUACAUAACUGA